Molecule: messenger RNA, 270 nt
Organism: Hirsutella rhossiliensis
Lineage: Eukaryota; Fungi; Ascomycota; Sordariomycetes; Hypocreales; Ophiocordycipitaceae
Exons: 1
Coding region: 1-270 (89 amino acids)
Source: RefSeq, a predicted model, not a curated record
AUGGAGAUCCAGUACCGCGACAGCCUCCCCGAUGAUGUCCGCUCCGGCUUCGACAAAGCUGUAGAAGUCCUACCGCAAGAGCAUCUCCGCGCUCCUGUUACCGGUGACGAAGUGAACAGCCCCGAGGAAGCCCUUCACUGGUUCCAAAACUAUGCAUUCACCCAUACCGCCAUCUUGGUAACGAUCCCCUGGAUUUUUUGUGACCUCGGGAGCUGGCUGCUUUGCAUAAGACAUGGUCCAGCUGCGUACCACCGCAGGUCCGUCGAGUAA